AUGUGCGCAAGAGACGCUAUUCAAGCCGCGGCUCUAAAGGGAUCACGGCGCAUCACCACCCAGAUCCAGAUCCAGAUCCACUUUGGCGGAGGAUACCUCCGCGCAACGGCGCCAUCAGCGGAUUUCGGCUACAGUGCGGCGGAGCCGCCACAAUCGCCGCCACAGCCGCCGCAGCAGCAGCAGCGGGCAGUGUCCUGCAGUCCCGCCCUCCCCAGCACACGUUUUUUUCCUCUGUCGCCGCCAACGCUGACGGCGCCGCCGCCUUGUAGUCGCAAAGGCAACACGGUGCUAAGCCCACUCGUACUCUUGCGGCCCAAGCCUCAAUGCACCGACCCAUCUGCCGUACCGCUGUCGCAUUCCUUGGGCGCCGCCGCCGCUGCCCGAUCGAUAGGCGGCUCGGCCGCCGCCGCCGCCGCCAGCCGCGCGGGGUCCGCGGUGCGUUCCUGGAGCUUCACGCAGAGCCUUCGGGGCUUCGCGGCCCUGCCGCCUGCACUGGCGCCGCCGGCGCCGGCGCCGCUGGCAACUGCCUCAACAGCGGCUGCAGCGCUAGCGGCGCCGCCGCGGCGGCAGCUCUCCGUGCAGCCUGAGGCCGCUGUGUAUUCGGGUCCGUCGCCCCGCAACCCCUCACGCGUCACUCUAAGGACCAUCAGAAAGAAGUACGAGCUAGGCGAGCCGCUAACGAUGGUCACGGCGUACGAUUAUCCCUCAGCCGUACAUGUAAGGCAGGAACGGGAGGCCCCCUGCCGCCGCAUAGCCCUCAAAAUGCCGAUCCAGACGCGACCGCGGAUGUCGUACAUCAUCAUCGUCGAGGCCGCCGGCAUUGACAUCUGCCUUGUGGGCGACUCAGUGGCUAUGGUGGUGCACGGUCACGAUACGACAUUACCGAUUCGGUUGGACGAGAUGCUCUCCCACUGUCAGGCGGUUGCUCGGGGGGCGAGGAGGGCCUUUCUGGUGGGUGACCUGCCUUUCGGAUGCUACGAGACGGACGCACGGGAUGCCGUACGUUCGGCGGUACGGAUGCUCAAGGAGGGGGGCAUGGACGCGGUUAAGCUUGAAGGUGGUAGCCCCGCCCGCGUGGAGGCCGCCCGGGCCAUUGUGGAGACCGGGGUGGCGGUGAUGGGCCACGUGGGUCUUACCCCGCAAUCCGUUAGCGUCAUUGGCGGCUUCCGGCCCCAGGCGCAGGUGGCGGAGGAGGCUCUGCGGGUUAUGGACCAGGCACAGGCACUGCAGCGAGCUGGCUGCUUCGCCCUCGUGCUGGAGUGCAUACCCGGGCCCAUAGCGGCCGCCAUCACCCGUACAGUGUCCGUACCCACCAUCGGCAUCGGAGCGGGAGGAGAAUGCAGCGGACAGGUGCUUGUGUAUCAUGACCUGCUGGGUAUGAUGACGCACCCCCACCACGCCAAGGUGACGCCCAAGUUCUGCAAGCAGUACGCGAGGGUGGGGGACGCCAUCGGGGCCGCUCUGCAGCAGUACCGGCGGGAGGUGGAGGACAGGACGUUUCCGGGACCGCGAUACUCGCCGUACGCCAUUUCCGACCGUGAGCCAGGGGUGGAGCUGCUGGCGGGGGCUCUGCGCAAGCGGGGACUGGAGGAGGCGGCGGAGGCGGCGCUGUCUAUCCACCUCUCGGGGUCAUCGCCUCCAUCAGAGGACAAUCAGCUCAACAGCAGCAAACCCAUCAUGCUGUCAGCACCAGCACACUAUUCAUCCAAUAACAGGUCUUAG
Volvox carteri f. nagariensis is the source of this 1722-nucleotide messenger RNA. RefSeq lists its product as uncharacterized. The record is from RefSeq and is a predicted model, not a curated record. The coding region runs from base 1 to 1722 and encodes 573 amino acids. Gene Ontology annotation, biological process: pantothenate biosynthetic process. Gene Ontology annotation, molecular function: magnesium ion binding; 3-methyl-2-oxobutanoate hydroxymethyltransferase activity. Lineage: Eukaryota; Viridiplantae; Chlorophyta; Chlorophyceae; Chlamydomonadales; Volvocaceae. Gene Ontology annotation, cellular component: mitochondrion. The transcript is spliced from 12 exons.